AUGUCUGAUAAGAAGAAAGUUCUAUUUGUAUGUUUGGGGAAUAGUUGCAGAUCACCUAUAGCUGAGGGAGUAUUUCAGAAAACCGUCGAAAAGAUGGGUGUUAGGGAUGAAUGGGAGAUAGAUAGUGCUGGCAUCGCUGACUGGAAUGUUGGAUGUACACCAACAACUAGAGCAACUAACACUAUGAAGAAACAUGACAUAAGAUACCAUAAUGUCGGCAGGCAGAUAAAAACUGAAGAUUUUAACCACUAUGACUAUAUAUUUGGAAUGGAUGACUCAAAUAUAAAGGAUCUUCAUGAACUUGCUCCACCUGGUAGCAAGGCGAGGAUACUCCUGUUAGGGGAUUUUGACCCAGACGGUGAAAGAAUUAUUAGAGAUCCUUAUUUUGAUGGCAAUGAUUUAGGUUUUGAAAAGUGUUACCAACAAGCUGUUAGGAGUAUAAAAGGAUUUUUGGAACAACUAGCAAAUGGUUCUGUUUAA
This is a messenger RNA of Danaus chrysippus (African queen), 480 nucleotides long. NCBI's taxonomy places the organism in Eukaryota, Metazoa, Arthropoda, Insecta, Lepidoptera, Nymphalidae. The record is from the annotation of a GenBank genome assembly.